Molecule: messenger RNA, 585 nt
Organism: Haliotis rufescens (red abalone)
Lineage: Eukaryota; Metazoa; Mollusca; Gastropoda; Lepetellida; Haliotidae
Product: octapeptide-repeat protein T2-like
Exons: 1
Coding region: 1-585 (194 amino acids)
Source: RefSeq, a predicted model, not a curated record
AUGAGAGAGUGGGAGAGAAUCAGAGCCAGAAGCAUAAUGAGAGAGAAGGAGAGAGUCAGAGGCAGAUACAUAAUGAAAGAGUGGAAGAGAGUCAGAGCCAGAAGCAUAAUGAGAGAGAAGGAGAGAGUCAGAGGCAGAUACAUAAUGAAAGAGUGGAAGAGAGUCAGAGCCAGAAGCAUAAUGAGAGAGAAGGAGAGAGUCAGAGGCAGACACAUAAUAAGAAAGAGGGAGAGGGUCAGGGACAAAAGCAUUAUGAGAGAGAAGGAGAGAAUCAGAGGCAGGGACAUAAUAAGAAAGAGGGAGGGCGUCAGGGACAGAAGUAUUAUGAGAGAGAAGGAGAGAAUCAGAGGCAGGGACAUAAUGAGAGCGUGGGAGAGAGUCAGAGGCAGAGACAUUAUAAGAGAGAGGGAGGGAGUUAGGGACAGAAGCAUAAUGAGAGAGAAGAGAGGCAGUGGCAGAGGCAUAAUGAGAGAGAGAGAAGGGAAGAGAGUCAGAGGCAGAGACAUAAUGAGAGAGAGGGAGAGAGUCAUAGACGGAAGCAUCAUGAGAGAGACAGAAGAGAGAAAGUCAGAGGCAGAGCCGUAA